AUGAACAGCUAUGUUUUUGAAAACAUUGACAAGACCGCCCAUGAUGCAGACAAUUCAGAUGCUCAGGCUAUGGGUAUGGAGGAUUGUACUGAUGCACUACAGCGGGUGAUGGCCAACUUGGAUGAUGACAACUCAGAUUCAGAUGAUGACAAUGCAGCACAGGCAGCACCACCAGCCAGCAUUGGCCCAUCUGGCAUCUAUGAUAGUGCACCAGCACUGCCCACUGCACCUCCUGCACCCUGCAUUACCAUUUCACCCAGUACUGCACCCACUACUGCACCUGCUCCCCAAUCCCGCCCUGCUGCUAUUCAAGUAGCAGUAGCAUCUGUGGAAGGUGUGUCUGGUGAGGGUGAAGAUACAAAGAUCAUGGCACAGAAAAAGGGGAGGAGAAAGGGCAAGGCAGUUGUGGCUAGCACAGACGUGGCCCCUCGCCGCUCUUCCUGCAAUGGUGUUGCAUAA
This is a messenger RNA of Suillus bovinus, 459 nucleotides long. RefSeq lists its product as uncharacterized. The transcript is spliced from 2 exons. Bases 1 to 459 code for a protein of 152 amino acids. The record is from RefSeq and is a predicted model, not a curated record. Lineage: Eukaryota; Fungi; Basidiomycota; Agaricomycetes; Boletales; Suillaceae.